AUGACUGCGGAAAUUAAUAAAGGUCCCUUGCUCGGCCAACGUCAUCUGCAAGUAUUUCUUUUAUUCACUUCGAUUGUUGUAAAUGUUGUGAUGAAAUAUAAUGCCAGCGUUGCUGUUGUUGCCAUGACCGACGCAGAAACGACAAAUCCUAACUUUCCCGAAUAUGACUGGAGUGAUAUGCACAAAUCAUAUAUUCUCUCAAGCUUCUUUUGGGGCUACUUCAUUACACAAUUUCCAGGCGGUUAUUUGUGUCGACGAUUUGGCGCCAAACGUACGAUUCUCAUAUCCACGCUGGGCUCUUCGGUACUGGGACUUUUGCCACCCUUCUGCGUCAGCUGGGGCGGUUGGGGUAUAUACUGUGGCAUACGCGUAGCUCAAGGCUUCUUCCAGGGUUUUAUGUUUCCCUGUGUGCAUGCGCAUCUGGCCGCCUGGUGUCCGGUGAGUGAACGCAAUCGAUUGGGCGCCUUAGCCAAUACGGGCAUCGAAUGUGGUACGCUGCUCUCGAUGUUUUUGAGUGGCAUACUUUCUGCCUCCAGCAUUGGUUGGCCCAGCCUGUUUUAUGUUUCUGCUGGCAUGGGUUUUGUAUGGUGUGCGGCUUGGAUAUUUUUAGCCGCCAAUGAGCCGCAUGAAUCGAAAUUCAUUACGACAGCUGAACUCAAUUAUAUUGACGCAGCAAAGAAUGCUAGCAAAAAAAUUGAAGCGGGUGAAGUAGAGCACAAGGUACCGGUACCGUGGCGCGCAAUUCUCACAUCUCUUCCGCUUUGGGCUUUGGUUGUGGCACGUACAGCCCAUUCGUGGGGUUUCUCGACGCUGCAGGCCGAGAUACCAGCUUACAUGAAAGGUGUGCUCAACAUGGAUAUGAAGAGCAAUGCUUUUUACUCAGCGCUGCCGUAUCUGGCGACAUGGUGUAUGGCCUAUGUUUAUUUGAUUGUAUCGGAUGUUCUGUUGAAUCGCAAUAUACUCUCACUCACUGCCAUACGUAAGACUUUCAACACACUAGCUCUCUGGGUACCCGCUGUAAUGCUUAUAGCAGUUGGAUAUCUGGAUGAGGAGCAAAAGACUUUGGCCAUCGCCUUGAUGACUGCAAAUGUGGGCGUGAAUUCUGGCUCCACCAUAGGAAGUGCACUGAACACAAUUGAUCUGUCGCCGAACUAUGCUGGCAUACUCAUGGGCAUCGUGAACACAUCGGCGAAUGUGGUACCCAUUCUUACGCCGCUGCUCGUCGGCGUUGUGGUGACUGAUGAGCACAAUCGCUCGCAAUGGCAAAUUGUGUUUAUUAUUUCGGCCGCAGUCUUCGCGCUUGGUAACUUGUUUUAUUUAGUUUUUGGUAAAAUGGAAUUACAACCAUGGGAUGACGUAAAUUUUCUGCCAUCUAAAAACUCGAACAUAAUUGAUGCAGCAGAAAAGUAUGAUAAAUCUGUAAUGAGUGAAAAGCCGAAGAGUUUGGAGUUGAAAGAGUAA
Rhagoletis zephyria (snowberry fruit fly) is the source of this 1461-nucleotide messenger RNA. Its product is annotated as putative inorganic phosphate cotransporter. Gene Ontology annotation, biological process: monoatomic anion transport; transmembrane transport. The record is from RefSeq and is a predicted model, not a curated record. Gene Ontology annotation, cellular component: membrane. Gene Ontology annotation, molecular function: transmembrane transporter activity. NCBI's taxonomy places the organism in Eukaryota, Metazoa, Arthropoda, Insecta, Diptera, Tephritidae.